AUCUGCCUGCCUCGCCCUCUUUUGGUUCUUCCUCGACGUUCUUCCGCUCGCUCUGCAACCUCUUUCGUCUCUGAGUUGUGACGUUUUCUCUGAGCCGGAAGAAGGGCCUGAGAACGCUUUCGGAGUUAUGGCGGCGGUGGAUAUCCGAGAUAAUCUGCUGGGAAUCUCUUGGGUUGACAGUUCCUGGAUCCCUAUUUUGAACAGUGGAAGUGUCCUGGAUUAUUUUUCAGAAAGAAGUAAUCCUUUUUAUGACAGGACAUGUAAUAACGAAGUGGUCAAAAUGCAGAGGCUAACUUUAGAGCACUUAAAAUCUCUUUGGUCAAGAAGCAUCGUGGGUAUUUUGGUUGCCUUUUUUGAAAUUCAGAUGGUUGGAGUGGAAUACAUCCUUUUACAUGCUCAAGAGCCCAUUCUUUUUAUCAUUCGGAAGCAACAGCGGCAGUCCCCUACUCAAGUUAUCCCACUGGCUGAUUACUAUAUUAUUGCUGGAGUGAUCUAUCAGGCACCAGACUUGGGGUCAGUUAUAAACUCUAGAGUGCUUACUGCAGUGCAUGGCAUUCAGUCAGCUUUUGAUGAAGCUAUGUCAUACUGUCGAUAUCACCCUUCCAAAGGGUAUUGGUGGCACUUCAAAGAUCACGAAGAGCAAGAUAAAGUCAAACCUAAAGUCAAAAGGAAAGAAGAACCAAGUUCUAUUUUCCAGAGACAGCGUGUGGAUGCUUUGCUCCUAGAUCUUAGACAAAAAUUUCCACCCAAAUUUGUGCAGCAGAAGUCUGGAGAAAAGCCUGUCCCAGUGGAUCAGACAAAGAAAGAGGCAGAACCUCUACCAGAGACUGUUAAAUCUGAGGAGAAGGAGACUGCAAAGAAUGUGCAACAGACAGUGGGCACUAAAGGCCCACCUGAAAAACGAAUGAGACUCCAGUGAGUAUUGGAGAAGAGAGAAGCUGGCAAGACUCCUCUUGUCCACGGUUUACCUCAUUACUGUGACAGGCUCUUGAACUUUAAAAUUCUUUGUCACAAUCAUUUGUAUAGAAUGUGCUUAUUCUUUAAGAAAGGAUGUUAAGGAUGCUCAUGCUAUCAACCUAAAUAUUUUUAAUGUAUCUUUUGUAACCUUUUCCCUCUGGACUUAAGCAGCUUCCUGUCUCACAUGUUUACUGCUAUAUAUGUUUAAAAACAAAAUAAAGGUAUUUGUAUAAAUUA
Bubalus bubalis (water buffalo) is the source of this 1194-nucleotide messenger RNA. RefSeq names its product mediator complex subunit 6 (gene MED6). NCBI's taxonomy places the organism in Eukaryota, Metazoa, Chordata, Mammalia, Artiodactyla, Bovidae. The transcript is spliced from 9 exons. The record is from RefSeq and is a predicted model, not a curated record. The coding region runs from base 128 to 919 and encodes 263 amino acids. Gene Ontology annotation, cellular component: core mediator complex; mediator complex. Gene Ontology annotation, molecular function: transcription coactivator activity. Gene Ontology annotation, biological process: regulation of transcription by RNA polymerase II.